UCCACCACCUGAAUAUACGAUAUUCACAGACCUCAUCAAUUCUUUCUUAUGGACGAACCCUUGGCCCUAACCUCGACCCAAUGAUCUCCUAGCUAGCCUAGUUAUUGUAACGAAAUGGAUGGAAACAACAAAGUGGAGUUCUUGAUCCAGGCCGCAAGGUUUUCAUAGUUAAAAUCUUCUUUCUCCGUGACACACACAAAUGCCUGCACCACCGGAUCCAAGGCCCGGAAGCGCGUUCAUAUGGCUCAUCUCUUCCGUCUUGUUUCUCUCUAUUGCCGCCGGAGGCGGCUGCCUUGUAGUAUAUAUGUUGCAACCUGAUUCACCUUACGCAACCUGGCUUCCCUUUGUCGGGGUGGCAUUCGUUUGCCUUCCUUGGUUGUUUUGGGUGCUCACAUGUUUCUAUCGACUAAUUUCCCGGGCAUUUGGAUUUAGGGUUGGCGUUGCUCCCAGCGGAGGUGGAGGUGGUGGUGGUGCAUAUAAAGGAGGAGCCUAUGCUGCAGGCGGCGCCGGUGCCGGCGGUGGUGGUCCAAAUGCGGCGAAUGCAGCUAAUAACAAAGUGGCUAUUGACGAGGCUCAUGCAGGCAGCGUAGAGCCUCCGGUGAGGUCGUCCCCGGAAAGUGAAGCAAGAAGGCGGGCUCAAUUCGAAGCUAUCCUGGCCUUGGACGAUCAAGAUGGCCAUGGCAGCUCAGAAGAUCGGACGACGGAUAUGAAGAAAACUAGCUCAUUAUCUGCACGCCUUUCUCGCUGCAACGAUUCGUCUGUGGCUUCUCACGAGAGCGAAAUGCCUUUGGCCUCAUCAAUGGCAUCUUGAUCAGAUCAUAUAUGGGUAUAUAUAAAGCAAUUAAUAUAUAUGGCGGCCGGUUAUGAUCUUCAUCAUGUACGCAUCAUGCAUGGUGGCCUCGGAAUUAUGAUUAUGGGCGCCUGACAGAACAAAUUCUCUGAAUGGAUAUAUAUCAGUUUUCAACAAAUUCUCUGAUACAAUCUAACUUUGUUUUGAGUGUACGUACGUACCUACACCCACACAUAUACAAUAUUGAUCUUCUUGAUCGUAGAUUGAUGUAGAUAUACUGCUCUUUUGAUAAAUACAGAUCCUGUUUUUAU
Molecule: messenger RNA, 1101 nt
Organism: Juglans microcarpa x Juglans regia
Lineage: Eukaryota; Viridiplantae; Streptophyta; Magnoliopsida; Fagales; Juglandaceae
Product: translation initiation factor IF-2
Exons: 1
Coding region: 200-811 (203 amino acids)
Source: RefSeq, a predicted model, not a curated record